CCCUCCUCUACCCGACUACCCCUAUCACACGUGUAAAAUCUCUAUUUAUCAGGGGUAUUUAUGGAACUCCGGAAAAAUCAAACGUACACUUUCGUUUGUACUAAUGGCCGUGCUGCUCGGGUUUGUGUCUGUCUGAAGACUAUGAUAUCUCUCUCUGCUCAGAAACCAAACAUCAUUAAUCUACACGCGAAGUGUUGUUAGGUUACUGGGAAAAUUUCAAUCUUUGGUUUCGGUCUGUUGGGAUUUCAUUUGGGUUGUCGGGUUUGGACAUGGAGACCGGAAUCAUCGGAGUGUCGGAGUCGGGUUUGGAUGUGGGGAAGGAGGACAGGGUUUUGAGGGCGGAGAUCGAUACUUCGGCCCCUUUUCAAUCGGUGAAGGAAGCAGUGAGUCGAUUCGGUGGAGUCGGUUACUGGAAGCCCUCUCAGCUCACCAAUAAGCCUUCUGGGCCUGCGCAACAUGACAUUGAAGAUGUUGACACUGCAAAACUCGAGGAGCAGGCUUUGCAGUUGGAGAAAGAUCUUACUUUGAAAGAAAGGGAAACGCUGGAUGUUCUAAUCGAACUUGAAGAAACCAAAAAGAUAAUUGAUGAGUUGAAAAGGAAGCUACAGGAAGAAGUAUCUGAAGUGAAUGUGGCCCUUGAGGCAAAUGGAGGUAAGGAAUACGUGACUCCUGUGGUAAAUGAAGAGGAUAAGGAAAACCAUGGCAAUGUGGGUGGUCAUUACAAUUCAAUGGGCGGCAUGAUUCCCUGCCCUUCUUCAGCUCCAGGUUUAAUCUUGAUGGAACUGAAGCAGGCGAAAAUGAACCUUACAAGGACUACUACCGAUCUUGCUGACAUUCGAGCUUCAGUUGAAUCAUUGAACAAGAAAUUGGAAAAGGAAAGAACCAUGCUUGAGAAAACCCGUGUGCGGCUAACUUCAAAUUCUUUGAAAGUGUUGUCUCUUGAAGAAGAGUUAAACCAAACAAAACUAAAGCUACAAUUGGCAAAGGAUGGUGAAACUAAAGUUGGUACUUCUAAUUCUUUAGAUAUCAAGGAGCUUCAACGGCUGAGUUCUGAGACUGAGCAGUUCAAAAGAAUGGCUGAAGCUGCAAAGUUAGAGAUCUUGCGAGCAACGUCUGAGAUUGAACAAACAGGACCGAAGAUAAAAACGGCUGAAAUCCGGUUGGUUGCUGCGAGAAAAAUGAAGGAGGCGGCUAGAGCUGUAGAAGCAGUGGCUCUAGCAGAAAUUAAGGCUCUAUCAUACCACGAGAGUUCAUCUGGAGAUUCAUUGCAGAAAUUCGACGACGUAACUCUUUCAUUCGAGGAAUACUCAGCCCUAACCCGCAAAGUUCGAGAUGCAGAGGAACUUUUUAAGAAGAGGGUAACAUAUGCCAUGCUUCAUGUUGAAGAAGCAAACGUGUCAAAAAUGGAAAUCCUGAAAAAAGUAGAGGAAGCAACUGAAGAAGUCAAAACCAGUAAAAAGGAAUUGGAAGAAGCUCUGAAUAGAGUGGAGGCUGCAAAUAGGGGGAAACUGGCAGUUGAAGAAGCUCUCCGCAAAUGGAGAUCCCAGCACGGUCAAAGAAGACGUUCUGUUCACAACUCUACCAAGUUCAAAAAUCCUUGCCCGUCUAAUCACAGGAAAGAUUUGAAGUUACGCGAUGUGAAUGGUCUGAAUCUUGGUAGUGACGGGCCAACACCUGUGUUGAAGCCAACUUUGUCCAUAGGACAAAUACUAAGCAGGAAGCUGCUUUUGCCGGAAGAGGUUGAAAUGGAGGUGGCUGGAAAAAACCCUGUAAAACAAAAGGUGUCACUAGGACAAAUGCUGCAGAAACAAAAUGGUGAUCAACCCUCUUCUGGGAGGUUUGAGAGGGAAAGCAAUAUCAAGAACUGUUCUGGUAAGAGAAAGAAAUCUGGAUUUGCUCGAUUCUCGCUACUCUUGACGAAGCAAAGCAGGAAAAAGAAGAAGCCAACUCCAAACUUGAAGUGAUUCGGCCUGUCAAUCGGCUUAUUAUCUCAAUCAAGAAUUGACUUUAGUUGUAUGUGUGCGCGUCUCAGAUUGUUAUUGCUUAAGAAUUCAUUUCGUUUAGGUUGUAGUCGUUCCCAGACUAUUGUAUCUGUUCAUUAUAUAUGUAACCUUUAUGUGGUGGUUGUGAAGUAAAUGCACCUAGCUAAUGCUAAAGUUCUUCAA
This is a messenger RNA of Pyrus x bretschneideri (Chinese white pear), 2165 nucleotides long. Its product is annotated as WEB family protein At2g38370. Lineage: Eukaryota; Viridiplantae; Streptophyta; Magnoliopsida; Rosales; Rosaceae. The record is from RefSeq and is a predicted model, not a curated record.